GCUCGUUUGUCUGUGAAGGGGCGACAUUUCUCAAGGAAGCUGAGGGAAAGUAAAGCUGGAGUUAAAAUAGCACUUAUCCGCGACGUUUGCGUUCGAUUCGUCUCGUUACAUUGUUGCCGCUAAAUAAGUAUAAAGAAGAUCCAUUGCAACAACUCACCGAAGAGCGCGGUUACAAAGUAACCAUUCCAAGAACACUGGCGACGAGACGCGCAACUUAUUAUCAACUUUCCGCUGACAACGAGGAAUUAACUCAGUAUCGCGACUUGUCGAGGUAUUUGACGGAUCCAGGAUCUUUAACACCGAUACAUUGUCGUUUCUGGAGCCUGUGAAGACCAAAUUGCACAAACACAGACCGAGGCAUGGAAAUAAUGGAUAGCGGGGAGCCGUUUUUACAGUGGGACAGAAAUCUCAGUGAAUUGUCAGACGCCGGGGAUAACGACAGCAUGCUAUACAGCACUCAUUUCACCGAGCUCCUGGGUGAUCUGUCUCAAGAGGCUUUGCUGGGGCAACUGUUAAGCGAUCCGUUCUUGUGUGGGCGUGGUGAAUCUAUGGACAUAGAGGAAGAACUGACCCCUGCUUCUCCAGUGCCGCCACACAUCCAGGCCGAACACAGUUACUCGCUGUGCGGAGACUCACGCCCACAGUCGCCCCUCUCCCAUCUGCCCGGAGAACCUGGCAGUGACGCUGGUGAUUCAGACAAUGAUGAUUGGCCCAUGGAACAGGAAGAUAAAAGGCUUAAGAUGGCACCUCUCCUGUGUGACCCGCCUGCCCUGCUUCCCACACUGACCCUCACUCUGACCCCUGAGGGUCCCGUGUCUGAGCCUGUGACCACAGCAAGUGACCCCACCCUCUCACUGACCCUUCCUCAGGCUGCACAGAUUAAACCAGCCAAUGUGAAGGAGGACAGUGAGGGUUUCAGCCCGCAGAUUAAACUGGAGCCACAUGAGGUGGAUCGGUUCUUAAACCUCUCACCUAAAGGGCUGGAGUCUCUGCAGAUGCCGCCCACUCCUCCCAGCUCUCAUGGCAGUGACUCAGAGGGCAGCCAGAGCCCUGUCCACCCCUGUGCCCCCGCCAGCCCGACACAGACCCCUGCUGCCCUCAAGGUGGCGCCAAGAGCCCCUUCUUCCCUCUCCAACUCUCCUCUGCUGACGGCACCACAUAAACUGCAGGGGUCAGGUCCUCUCCUGCUCACUGAGGAGGAGAAACGCACACUGAUCGCAGAAGGAUACCCGGUUCCCUCCAAACUGCCCCUGUCCAAAGCUGAGGAGAAAGCACUCAAGAAGAUUCGCAGAAAGAUCAAGAACAAGAUUUCGGCACAGGAGAGCCGCCGGAAAAAGAAAGAGUACAUGGAUGCUCUAGAAAAGAAGGUGGAGACAUGCUCCAAUGAGAACAAUGAGCUGCGCAGGAAAGUCGAAAAUCUUGAGUGCACCAACAAGUCUCUGCUGCAGCAGCUGCACUCGCUGCAGGCAGUAGUGGCAGGAAAGGUCCCGCGCUCCUGUAGGGUGACGGGAACACAGACCUCCACCUGUCUCAUGGUAGUGGUUCUGUGUUUUUCUGUGUUCUUGGGGAGUUUCUACCAAGGCUUGAGCCCCUGUUCAUCUAUCACUAAAACAGGCCUAACCAAAGAGAUUUCAAUACAAGAGUCCUACACUGCUACAGUGAAAUCUCGGAACCUUUUGGCCUUUGACGAGCACAGUGGUCUGGAUGACCCCCAUCUCGUCGGGCUAGGCGGGGAAUGGGACCGGCAGGUUGACGUCAUGGCGGCCUUGCGUUUGGAACAGCAGCGCAAACAGGAACAGGCGAAGUCACAUGAAGCAGAGCCACGCCCACUUUUAACGAACACCAAUGAAACACGUGUUCAAAAAUCUAUUCUCAUAGACCUGCACUCACACAGGUCAGACAAAUGGUCAAAUGAAACGGCAAAAGUGAUAGAGUUGGAGAGGACCGUCAAUGAGACGUCCUGAAAUCUGGCUGGUCCUCGUCCCAAAUCACCCCUCUCCCCUGCUGUGGCGGGGCGAUAGGCUCUGUAUAUAUAGAUAUACUUUAAGUAUUGUUUUACUUAACUAAGAUGUCCUUUUUUUAAGAUUAAUACAAAUAUAUAU
Molecule: messenger RNA, 2102 nt
Organism: Myxocyprinus asiaticus (Chinese sucker)
Lineage: Eukaryota; Metazoa; Chordata; Actinopteri; Cypriniformes; Catostomidae
Product: cyclic AMP-responsive element-binding protein 3-like protein 2
Exons: 12
Coding region: 360-1964 (534 amino acids)
Biological process (GO): regulation of transcription by RNA polymerase II
Molecular function (GO): DNA-binding transcription factor activity, RNA polymerase II-specific; cAMP response element binding
Source: RefSeq, a predicted model, not a curated record